AUGAGCAGCUGGGAAACCAGCUCCGCCGGAGCCAUCGGUCCGAACCUGGCGGAGGCGGAGGAGGAGAGCCAGCUGACGAGUCCCUGGAGCCGCAGUUCGUGUCCUGCCGAGGAGGACGCCUCGCUCCUUCCUCCUGCCCGGUACGGCGAGCGUGGGCAGAUGCCCUGUGGGCAUCUCAGCCUUAGCAGGAUGGAUGCUUUGAAGCAGCUUGCCUUAACCAGAUCCAGCUCCUUGGGUGACUCCUCCAGGCCACAGAGGCACCUCGUUGCUAUACUGAAAGAAGAUAAAGAGACGUUCGGGUUUGAAAUCCAGACUAUUAGAUUUCCGCACCAAAAUGAUUACUCCCUGGAGGUGUGCACUUGCAUCUGCAAAAUUCAAGAAGAAAGUCCUGCCCAUCUCUCUGGCCUUCAAGCUGGCGAUAUCCUCGCCAGUAUCAACGGCGUGAACACCGAUGGCUUUAGUCACAAGCAAAUAGUAGAGCUGAUAAAGUCUGCAGGGAACUAUCUGAGGUAG
Messenger RNA from Opisthocomus hoazin, 513 nucleotides. Lineage: Eukaryota; Metazoa; Chordata; Aves; Opisthocomiformes; Opisthocomidae. The record is from RefSeq and is a predicted model, not a curated record.